Messenger RNA from Liolophura sinensis, 7609 nucleotides. Its product is annotated as innexin unc-9-like. The record is from RefSeq and is a predicted model, not a curated record. The coding region runs from base 1042 to 2406 and encodes 454 amino acids. The transcript is spliced from 2 exons. NCBI's taxonomy places the organism in Eukaryota, Metazoa, Mollusca, Polyplacophora, Chitonida, Chitonidae.
UCUACCUGUGGCUUGUCGAGUGUCUUUAGUUCAAGAGGAACCUCAUGUCUGUUGUAUCCACCUUAAGGAGGUACCGAGAGGAAACGGUGCCAUGGAAUUUCUGCCAAAAGUUUUGAUGACUCGCGCCGGCUCGUGAAAUCUUGAAGCAGAGAAGAUGUUAUCAGCCAACGGCUCAACACGCCUCUUGUAAACUCACGGACAUACAAGAAGGCUAGAGUGUGUAUUACGGAGAUCCCUGUCCGACGGCAAACUAAAACAUCCCCGAUGGGUUAUUAGUGACCGAGCACUGAGGUUAUAUUUUCGCCCGCAAUGGCUGGCCAGGGCGGUAAAGAAGGCUAACAGUGUAUGUCAUACUUCAGCUAAUGUAAACAUAUUGCCAGAGAAACACGCGAGCGGAGAGCCGUGAGUUCCACACUGGACGGCCAAGGUGAAAAACAAGAAGGACAUAUGGUAGAGACAGUGCAGGGAAUCCCCAAGGGUGUAAAAAACAAACUUUGUCUGAGCUAGUUGGGAACUGAUGUUAACUCUGUGCCUGAGAAUUCCUUCACCCUCUUCUCUUAAUUCCAAUGCCAUUUCUUCCUCCUUACCUUUGGUCGAGUCAGCAUUAGGGAUCACUUCCGGUCUUGCUGGAGAACGCUUCCUGGAGUCCCAAUCAGUCUGUUGUUAUUCAGCAUCAGCAGGAAAGAAAUACUCAUUACAUCGUCGCCUUCCAAAAGUGACAUUCAGGAAACUUCGUUCAUUUAAGGAAACUCCCCCACCGAUUGGCAAAUUUCACGGAAUUGUUAACGACAACUGUGUUCGUUGUCAUUGUGGAAACAUUCACGACGCGCCUUGCUUAGUUUGCCCGGAAGUUGACGAAGUCACCGUACACAAUUCACCAGGUCACCAGCUGAUCGCCUAUCAUUGUUGCCCAAGAAUCCAUCAUUCUAACAUCUGUGACGUCUUUCAUGCCGUUCCUCUCGUAUUUUUGGGUUGUUACUCUUGUCACAGUGGAGACUAUCUAAACCACAGUGAGAGGGGGUCACAUUUAUAUUUCCCGCCAUGCCAUCCAUGGUCAAGUUUUUCGGCGAGUUAAGUGGACAUCCGGGCUUAGAUAGAUCGGAAAGUUGCCGGGAGGAAAUCGCGAGGCGCCAGUCAAUUCACGCUGGCACCACUUUGAAUAUAUCGUCAUAUUUCGGAGAAGCGGAUGCUGGUGCUCCAAUGGACAGUAUAAUCGGGUCGGUUGGCAGGGUUGCCAAAGUCAAGGUCAGGAACGAUGAUGACCUUGUCGACAGGUUGAACCAUUUGUAUUCCACGGGGAUCCUGAUCAUCUUUACGGUGGUGGUCAGCGCCCGGCAAUAUGUCGGGGAUCCGAUCAGAUGCUGGUGCCCUGCCCAGUUUACGGGUGCACACGUGGACUACACGAACAAUAUAUGCUGGAUUUCAAACACCUACUACAUCCCAAUGAUUGAAACCAUUCCAAUAGAGCAUCAUGUCAGACGACAGAAGGAGCUGCCAUACUACCAGUGGGUGCCAGUCGUCUUGUUGCUGCAGGCGUUGCUGUUUUACCUUCCCUGUAUCAUUUGGAGAAUCCUCAACAGUCAGUCUGGCAUCAACAUUGAUCGCAUCGUCUCCUUGUCCACCGAGGCACAGUACGAGAGCCCGGAUAACCGUAUCAAGACCAUCAAAUACGUCGUCCGCCAUCUCGACCGUUGUCUUGACAACCAGCGCGAGCAUAGAAACACGUGUUGUGUGCGACUACGUCACAUCCUGUCCACAAAGAUGAACUUGCUGUGCGGGAAGCGGUAUGGGAAUUAUCUUCUGGCUGUGUACUUCCUCACCAAGCUCUUGUACAUUGCGAACGCCAUCGGUCAGCUGUACCUCUUGAACGCCUUCUUGGGGACACAGUACCAUUUGUACGGCGUCCAAGUCAUCGAGGAUCUUGUAGAAGGGAAGGAGUGGAGGGCUGCUGAGCGCUUUCCGCGGGUGACGUUGUGUGACUUUGAAAUACGCCAGUUACAAAACAUUCAGCGAUACACUGUCCAGUGCGUCCUGCCCAUUAACCUUUUCAACGAGAAGAUCUACAUCUUCCUCUGGUUCUGGUUUGUCUUCGUUGCGGCCUUCAGCUGCUACAGCCUGCUGUCUUGGCUCUGGAGCAUGUUGUUUCCAGCCACGCGCAUCACCUACGUGCGCAAGUUCCUUAAAAUCAUGGAUCGCAUCGGUGCAGGACCGGACAAAAAACUGGCAAAUCGUUUUACGAUGGAAUACCUACGUCACGACGGCGUCUUCACGUUACGUCUGGUAGGUAAAAACUCAAGCGAUAUUGUGGUGGGAGAAAUCGUCUCUGGUCUGUUCGAUAUGUAUAGAAAUAAGAAGAACAUUCAGAUUCGACCGAAUGGCCAUGAGACGGAAGGUGAAGAUGUAUGAUCUCGUUAAAUUUUAAGAAGAAAGUAAAAAAAUAAGGACAUCAGAGCUAUACAUUUUGUUUCUUUGUUUCAAAGUAAAUCGCGAAAAUUAUUCCCUGAAUACCUGGGUAACAGUAAACGAUGACGUGCGAAGCUGAAGUCAAAUCACCCCCGGAACGGACUAAUGUACUUAGAUUCCCUCGGAAGAAAAUAAUAACAGUGGAGAUAUGCAACACCUGGAAAACUUAAAAUUCUUACGGAAUUAGACCGAUUUAUGCGAGGGUGUAGUGUUCGAUGGAAAUUCUGGGGGCGGUUGUGUAGAUGUGUGGUGUGGCAUACUACUGUGUGAUGAGGCUUCGGGUGUAGAGUGAGUCAUAUCCGGGCACUCCAGGUAUUCUCAAAGCAUUCCGGACUUUAGUAACCCCAGGAAGCCAUUGCAAGUCCCGGCAAGGUUUCAAAGUCAUGAAAACUGUUCUACGUGGUGGCAAUACAUACGUUGUACUAGUGAGAAUCAAUGAAGGACUUGUCGAAGAGGGACAAUGUAAUGGCCUUGGGGACACCUAUAGUGUAGAAACACUGACGAUGAAAUCGUUCUGUGAUCAAAUUCUCAUCCAUAUUUUGUCAACGGUGGUUGCACUUUUGCUGGUUUGCGGGUUCUGCUGCAUGCUGUGGUAAAGACCGUGGCAAAGAACGUUUGAUGCGUGUUCAACAUCAGGAGAUGGAACAGAAUGGUUCAGUAGGCCGCUGACUGUAUACCCUCAUUUUCAAUUAACGUUUGGAUGUUGUGUUUAGUUUGGUGAUUAUUUAGAAAUGGCGUUUAACACCAAUAUCAUCCAAGGAAUUAGAAAUUCGGUUUCGGUUAUAAACAAUUUGAUAUUUCUCCUGAUUUCGCCUAUUGUUGGAUUCAAAAUAUGAUUUCUUGACAAUGAACCCCAGAAAAAUGAUCAUCGUAGAUUGAUUGGUGCUAACCCACAUGUAUCACCGAAAUCACAUUUUAGUGCCUUCUCUCUACAUUAUUCACCAUCCGUCCCAAGACGACUACGAUAUUAAAAUGCUCCGCUAAUUGAGAUGUGAUGGAAACAUUAAAAGUGCCUUCCUUUUUGGUUGUAGCAAGGUAGCAACCACAUUUUUUAACCUACCGUCUUCCUUCUAUGCAAAUCUGUUGCAUGUAAAAUCGAAAGUGCAAAUAAUUCAUGUUGCUCAUUUUGUAUGAUCUGUUUUCACAGUGUGUUUCUAUGCACUAGGAAAAGUAAGAUGUAGUAUAGUGGGAUCAGUGUUAUACAUGGCUGUAGUGUUAUUAUCAUGCAGAAGCACAUUACGUAGUAAUAAGGUGGAAAUUAUGAUAUUGGACUUAUGUCAUUUUGCCACGGGUGUCAUUCUCAUAACUACGAUUGGCGUGAGUUAUUUAAUGUCUGGAUGAAAUAUUGGCAGAUGCAUUUAUACUGAUGGCGUGAUUUUCUGAUGUCGUGUUUAGCGUUAAUAACAGCUGUACGAUGGAUAUGGUUUGACAGAUUACCGCAGAGGGAAUUUGCUUGAAAAUGAUAAAAUAUGGCACACGAAAACGAGCUUGACCCCUGGAAGUGCUGCAGUGUGGAAAUGGUGUCAGAAGUGGGACCCUUGUAUUUACUUGGAAUGUAAACUAUGAGGUGACUAAGCUGGGUGUGUGGUGCGAUUGCAGGUCGUGGGUUUAUAUUACCACGACAGGUUCGACCCAUUCUGGUCAGUUCUCUUUACUUCCUGGAGGCCUUUCUGUUGUCUGGAUGAAUCCGAUGGCAGCGUUCGCCCCGCCUACAACACCUGCUGCACUAAGGGCGCCCUGUUAUCCAUAGAAAAUCUCCAUCACUCUGCACGGUUCUCACCCAAUCCACAGUCUACCCCAAGAAUCGUAAAAUUAUUUAUUUAAACUUUGAUCCUUUUUACUCAAAACUGUCGGUGUUUUUAUGUCAAUUCUCUACAUCAUUUCACUUUCGAAAGUGCGCGUUUGAUCUUCUCAAAAAAGAAACAUUUGAAUGUAAAAAAAAAGGUGACUGAACAUUGUUUUUCGCAGGGUUCCUCUUGACAUAUACUUGUAUUAGAUAUUCUCAAACCAACCAGAUAUCUUGAAUCUGCAAGAGUAUACACUCUCGCAAGUAGUUUCUGUAUUGCUUUAGCUAUAUAUAGCCUGUACACGUUUUUACUAACUUAGGGGCACAAAAAGUGGAUAGUUUUAAAAUAUAUUGUGGUAAUUCGUUGAUACUGGAAUUACUCUGUCUUUGACACUGGAAUUACGGCCUCCGUCGUUGAUACUGGCAAUAUGACCUCCGUCACUGACACGGGCAUUACGAUUGGUGUACGAGUGUCUUUAUCGACGCACAGGUCCAACAUGGGAAACAUAUUUGAUAGAAUGCAUUGCUCCCAACAUUACCGAACAAAACAUAUCGUAUCGUUGAUGCUUAUUACAACGGUUAUAUUUUAGCCCGUGGUUGUAAAUUUUGUGUUUUUGCAUGCGGAUAAGUUAUUCUAGUGGCUAUGAGGAACGACAGUUUUGUUCUAUAUUAUUUCACUCAUUUUUUAUUUCUUUUUUUUUCUGUUAACAAACGUCUUUCGAUUAAAACAUAGGUGAUGUACGGUACAGUAUGGUUAAUGGUUGUGGGUGGUUCACGGGCUCUUGAUAGUGACAAAUAAGUUUCGUUUUCAUCCGAAUUUUGCGAAAUAAAUGUUGUCAUGGUGAUACCCGUGUGGUUCGGAAGGAGAAACGAGGACGUAGCGCAAUUUUGUGAUGUUUUUACCUGUGUUUUGUUAGUUUUUUUCUUGUUUCCCAUUUGUUAAAAUUUUUAUCAGCGUUGUAUAUAAUACAGUUUUUGAUAACUGCCAUUUUAAAUGUAACCAAAUGGACAGUACAUAUAUCUCGCAGAUGUUUGCUUUGCUAGUGGAAGUAACCUUCCAGAUAUGAUUGUAUUUGGAUUGAACAUAUAUACAGACCUCUUUUUUUCGCCCGCCAAAAAUAAAUUGUAUAUGGAAAUAUUUUUUGUGUGAAAAUAACCCACUUGUAUGUCAGUAGUUUGCAUUUAGCGGUACCGUAGUUAAUCCUUUUUUUCUGUAUGUUGUUUGUGUAUCUCUAAUUUCUUAUGUGGUUACGCAGAGCUUUCAUUGCCUUGAAUUCAGAACGUUUUCCUAUGAAGUUGUGAAUUUUACGGCGAAUAGAGUCAAAACCUCGAACUGUCCUUGACCUCUGAAAUACUUCAGUUCUGUAGAACCAUUAUGGCCGAAUACCAUGAGGAGGAACUCUUAGAUAGAGCGGGACUUCCGAUUACGUCACUUGUCUAUUAAUAAAACUGUUGUAGCUUUUUGUCAUGCGGUGCAAUGUUGUAGUAUCUUACGGUCGCAAAAUACCUGUCUGUUACCAAAUAAUACAUUCUCUCUAUGCAGUUGAAUGCGGCUUUACAUGCAUUGUUAUUGGUAGCAAUGAGAUAAUUUGUAACUCGUCACUUCUAUUGAUUUUUAAUCCUCUCAUUUUUGGUUUUAUUUUUACGCCUUGCUGAAAGCAGUCAUUGUUCACUCAUGGUGUACAUAAGUGUGUAUUGGAAGUUGCCAGGGGUAUGCAUAUGCCUGACUUAAUAUAGUUGAGAGUUUUAUACAAGGUAUGGUAGUCUGUAAAUAAAAAAGACAAGACAUUACAACGCGUAUGUGAAUUUUCAGCUGAAGUAUUUCUGUUGCAAUGAAUUUCAACAAUGAGUGAUGUGUAAUAUGCAAAACAAAGACCUUGCGCGCAAUAAAAUGCAUAAAAGGAAAAUAUGUACUCUUCCAAUACCUACAUUGUAUUUUGUAUGAUGUAUUAUGUGGCAUAUGCUUUUGCUUCACCCUGUGAGGUCUGAUGUUUGGAUAGCGAUAUAUAAAAUUAUGUCAUACCGGAAACCCAUUUACCCAGCCAACUGCUACCCAAAGUCACGCCACAGGGCAUACGUUAUUCAAGAUGGAAUUUUUAUCAGUGUGCCAAAGUAGUUGUAUACUCGACACAUCAGAAUUGAAUUGUUAAAUCCAUAUACCUAAUGUAAACAAAGUAUUUUCCGGGGAUAAAGAAAGCAUUCAUUCGUGCAUUGGACCGAGUGCGCAGCGCUAUAUUAGCAUGAAUGCUGACUCGAGUUCAAGCUGAUACUUGCAAUACAGCAGUACUACGUAAGCCGCUUGCUCGUGAAGCGUCACGCCAAAGGCAGAAAGGAACACUAAACUACACAGCGUCAGGCCUGGAUUACUCCAGGCGGGAAAAGCUCGCCAUUGUAUGGCGUCAGUGUUUUGUUUUAUCACUAAUAACCAGAAUUCUAAUCACAAAAUUUAAUCACAAACUGAUGUAUUAACGGCUUUUUAGCCAGAACUACUUAGUCUCACGCUGAAAUGAUGCCUCAAGAUUUUUACCGGAAGUAUGGUUGAAAUGUACUGUAUAAACUGUAUAACCAUGGUUGUCAUGGCGAUGUGAUGAUGUUGUUGUUGUUUUAUUAUGGAGAUGUUCAACAGCUGUUACUGUCUAUUGUUUUCUUUUUGUUCCCAUUUGUUCCGUAUGAUAACGGUGACAGGCAUGCAGUUAUUUCACAUUUGUGGUGUCCGAUUGUGUUUCUAUAUUUGAUGUCCAAAAAACAUCGUCUCGUUUUACAAACUGUAUAAUUUUACCUAAAUGUCUGUUGAUUUUAUUUCCGAAGCGGUAUGUGUAGUUAAUCUUUUUAGUAUCGAGCUGGUUUGCUUCAAAUUCGGCUUCAGAAUGACGUGUGUUGUUCAGGACUGUUCCUUUUCUCUCGGAUAUUUCACAUUUCCUUUUUUUAUCUUGAUUGAUAUGGUUCUGUUAGAUUUGAAAAAUCUAACUGGCUGAUGAUUGGUAUGUUUACCUUUAUCACGUGACAUCAAGGAUCACCAUGAUUCUGAAGUACAUUAGCUGUUUUGUUACUUGAUUUUAUGACAAUCUGCAUGUGAUAGCUAUUCAUGUAUUAAGCGUAUGUAGUCUUCCACUUGUAUGAUAUGAAAACCCAUAUUUUUUACUUGUUAAUUGUUUGAAGUGAGAAAAAAAAUCAUUUUGUAUAGCACCAUAUUAUAUUCUAUGACAGACACUAAAACAACAUCCAUAAUUAUAUAUAUGUACAUGUAUAUAUAUAUGGACACUAUAACCCGGGGACGGAUACGAAUAAAUGCUUUUUUAUAUGUUAUUGACCAAACGAAUUUGAGAAAAAAAAUAAAAUCAUUCAUCAUUUAAAACAUAA